AUGCGUCUGCACUACUUCGUUAUCGUCAUCGCGGCGGCACUCCUUGGAAGUAGUACCGGCGUCUCGGCUACUGACUUGGAGCAGGCGACACUCUCCAAUACGGUUCCUAACCGCUCGCUCGUCAUUAUUCAAGCCGAUGCUGCGCCUAAGCGUUCCCUGAGGGCUCAUGACUCGCAGAGUGAAGAAGAAAGUGAGGAAAGAGGACUCAUUGAAAAUCUCAAGUUUUGA
Messenger RNA from Phytophthora sojae, 228 nucleotides. RefSeq lists its product as hypothetical. The transcript has a single exon. The record is from RefSeq and is a predicted model, not a curated record. Lineage: Eukaryota; Oomycota; Peronosporomycetes; Peronosporales; Peronosporaceae. Bases 1 to 228 code for a protein of 75 amino acids.